Messenger RNA from Fibroporia radiculosa, 1533 nucleotides. RefSeq lists its product as uncharacterized. Lineage: Eukaryota; Fungi; Basidiomycota; Agaricomycetes; Polyporales; Fibroporiaceae. The record is from RefSeq and is a predicted model, not a curated record. The transcript is spliced from 8 exons. The coding region runs from base 1 to 1533 and encodes 510 amino acids.
AUGCAUCCUCCCUGGAAUGUGUACGCAGAACAGCUUGGUGGACUUGGAUACGGCUUUCCACUAUGGAAUCCCCAACCUAUGGAAGACGGCGAGGUACUCGUUGGCGAUGUAGGAUGGAUCCGCAAGGGUCGAUUCCACCGUCUCUUUAAUACCACAAAAGACUCAGACCACGUACUCAACCUUGCCUUCGGCGUCCCUGAAUCUUACGUACCAUUGGAGCUUGGUUCCAACAUGUAUGAGAGAGAUGACGGCGCCAUCAUCGCUCCAUCGGUGAUGAGUGCAACCUUGACCAAGGUCGAAGCCGGUGCUGAUGCACACGCCCACCUGGCUGGCGGCCAUGUCCAUUACAGAUACACGGAAGACUGUGGAGCCAUGCUAUUCCUGCCGACAGAACGAGCCCACAGCGAAGAAUUGGUCGAAAACAGCGUUGUAUAUGAUUACCUCCUCAGGAACCACGAUUCUUGGCAUCGCCAUGCCGUUCAAAAAGCGAAGCUCGUCAUCAAAAGGCACGAGAUUAUCUUCGUCAGCGGCUGGAUGAAAACUUCCAAGUGGGCGGUUGCCGCUUUCCGUGAUGGUACCCGAGGAGGCUAUUUGUCAUUCAAAGGAGGCAUGGAGUCUCUCGCAUCCGGUUCAUUCUACCUCAGCGGAUCUAAGGAUGUUGCGGCAUCUCUUCACCAGAAGUCAGGACCCAAUCGUGAAUCUCACAAUGCGGAUCAAUGUAUCUUUCUACAUUACUAUGAGCUGAAGGACAGGAUGAAAGGUAUUUUCCCGCAAUUACUACCCAGGUCCAUUCGGGCAGCAGCGGAGCCGCGCCCUCUACCUCGGUCACCGGAUGAUAUGGAUGAUGCCCGGGGUGGAUUCGGGUUGGCCGUGUCAAGUACCUCGAUGCAGGGUGGAAUGCGUGGUUACACCAUUCAAAACGUUCCCAAUAAUCAGCCUGUAAUUGACCCUGUUGAUAGCAUCUUGGAUUAUAUUCUCCAGCAUUCCGAAGCCGACACAGCUUUAGCCGGAACAAAGACCGUUGGUCUCUUAUGUAAAGGAUAUCUUCCUACUCAAGAUAUUGUCUCCAUUCUCAGAGAUGCUAAACCUGAAAUUAGAGUUGACGAAAAUGGCCUUGGAACACUAGGCGUUGGAGAUCAAAACUCGCGGGAGCCAUCAAGACAGGUUCUCAUGCCUCAAACCGUGGCGGCCCCAGACUUGGAGCGAAUACCGGAGGAGAAUAACAUUCAGUCACUGGAUCUCCGACCUGUUGAGCAGGUAAAGCCUGCCGAGCAAGAUGGGGAUUCGUAUAUGAAGGCUGCAUCCUCAUCUGAUAUCCUUCAAAAUAGCGACGCGUUAAUACCUUUGUUGGAGGAGGUUUUGGGGCAGGUAAUACCUCGACCUCAUACGCCCAUCUAUCGUUACGCGUCGGAAAGCCGAAGAAACAGCAGAAUCAAUUUAGAUAGAGGAAUCUUCAACGCGCGCAAAACGUUCAUGGCCGUCAACAGGAUGUCCACACUCGCAGGUGUUGGCGUCCAUGUUGGGGUGCAUUGA